Macrosiphum euphorbiae (potato aphid) is the source of this 402-nucleotide messenger RNA. Lineage: Eukaryota; Metazoa; Arthropoda; Insecta; Hemiptera; Aphididae. The record is from the annotation of a GenBank genome assembly.
AUGUGUGGUUUGAAUGGCCAGAGACUCUCAAAGUGGUACUCGGUCAGCAAAUGGGCAAAGAAAAAUAACAGCUCACUUAGCCUGGAAGAAUUUCAAUGGAUAGUGGAACGUUACGCACAAGUGGACAGGGACACAGAAAAUAUUCGUUCAUUAGUCGUAGAAAAUUUAAAGAAAAAUGGCAGACGAUACAGGUUUGACCUCAAUGAUUCGAAUAACUACCGAUUAAUAAAUCCAAAAUACAAGCCAAGAUGUGAAUCAAAGGUUAAAAGACCUUACUGCCCAUGCGUGGGUUGGGUGGAUCCAAUGGUGUACAAAGUAAUGGAUCGGGCAGAGGAAAUGCUGAAAAAAAACAAAACGGUCAUUACUGUCAAGACAGAUACCAGCAAGUUCUGGCAGAUAUAG